Molecule: messenger RNA, 2618 nt
Organism: Condylostylus longicornis
Lineage: Eukaryota; Metazoa; Arthropoda; Insecta; Diptera; Dolichopodidae
Gene: hrm
Product: monocarboxylate transporter 13
Exons: 6
Coding region: 185-1975 (596 amino acids)
Biological process (GO): monocarboxylic acid transport; transmembrane transport
Molecular function (GO): monocarboxylic acid transmembrane transporter activity
Source: RefSeq, a predicted model, not a curated record
GGCAGGUAGACUUUCGAUUCGACUAGUCUGCUGGCAAUAGUUUUGUUUUGCGUUUGUUUUAUUUUUUAAGUGAAGUAAAUUCCUUCAAAGUUUGUUUUUUUUUUUACUUUUUUUUUUUAUUAUUGAAAAACUGUGAAUAUGUGUUUUAUUUCGGAAAAACUCUAAAGCACAUAAGCAUUUUAAAAUGCAGGAAUAUCAAUUAGUUCCUCCAGAUGGAGGGUGGGGAUGGUUGGUACUUUUUGGAUCAACUUUAGUUAAUAUACUAAUUCCAGGAACAAUUAAGAGUUUUGGAGUUUUAUUUGUUGAAUUUUUAGAAACUUUCGAAGCAUCGCCAGCUGCUGCAGCCUGGAUUCCGGCCUUAUGUUAUUUCUUAUACAGUUCCUUAGGUCCAGUAUCAAGUAUACUUUCAGUGAAAUAUUCGUAUAGAACUGUAACUAUAAUUGGAGGCACAUUUGCGGCAGUUGGAAUGAUCAUUUCAUAUUUUGCACAAUCUGUAACAUUUUUAUAUAUAAGUUAUGGGGUAUUCGUUGGCACUGGAGCCGGUCUUUCAUUUCCACCUACCGUGUAUAUUGUAACAUCUUAUUUUGUUAAAUUAAGGGGGCUUGCAAAUGGGGUUUGUAUAUCUGGUAGUGCAUUUGGUUCUAUACUUCUUCCACCAAUAUUAAGAUACCUACUUGAAGAAUAUGGCUAUAGAGGAGCUGUUUUAAUUAUGGGAGGCGUAACAUUAAAUGUUUGGAUGGCCGCACUUUUUUAUGAACCAGUAGAGCAGCAUAUGAAACGUGUCCCAGUAACAAAAAAGACUUUGGAGGAUAUAGAAGAGGAAGAUGCUGGGAUUGUAUUACAAUUUGAUGCAAUAGACGCAGGUGAUAUAAUUCACGAAGAGAACAAUCGUCCAAAUACACCUAAUUCGGUCAUUAAUAAAGGUCAAUUACCAAACGAUAUUAAAAAUUUUGAUAACAAUUUUAUAAGAAGUGCUUCUGCAGCUGUAGUUCCAAAUUUAGAUAAAAGUAAUUCUAGAAAAAUUAGUACUCCUAUUAAAGUUCCAAUUCGAAAUCCAACAUUUACAACAACUGAAAUGACAUCAACUCCUUCUCUAAAUGCAUUUCGGGAAAGAGGCAUGUCGAGUAAUAAAUUAAGUCGGCUUAAUUCAAGGGGUGGGCUUGGAAAACCCUCACCAUCUACUAGUAGUUUUCAAUAUAUCAGCACUCCAUAUCACGGUAGCACAUUAUCCUUUCAACCUAAUCAAUUUAGCUCUCACUUGUCUUUGAAGUCAAUAGCAAGUUCAACAAAAGGUGAAGAACAUGAAGAAAUGUUUCCAGUGGAAGAAAAACCAGAGGAAAAAAAAGAAAAAUUUUUUGAUUUAUCAUUAUUAAAAGAUCCACUUUACUUAAUAAUAUUAAUUUCGAAUAGUACUAACGCUAUUAGCUACACUAAUUUCAUAAUACUCCUACCUGCAUACGCCAUUUCUCUAGGGUUUGAUAAAUCAUUGUCAGCUUAUUUGAUUUCAAUAGUGUCAACCACCGAUUUAAUUGGUCGAAUAGGUGGUUCAGCUUUGUCGGAUCUACAAUUUAUACCAAAAACUUGGUAUUUUAUAGGAGGAUUGGCUUUGUCUGGAGUGUCAUUAUCGCUUUUGCCUUUAACUGAGACAUAUGCAAUGUUAGGGUUUUGCUGUGCUGUGUUUGGGUUAGCUUCUGGAACCUACGUCGGCAUAACUGCAGUCAUAAUGGCUGAUUUGCUCGGAACUGAAAGGCUUACAUCUUCAUAUGGAAUUAGUCUGUUUGUCAAUGGUGUAAUUCAGUUAAUUGGUCCUCCAUUAUGUGGGGUUUGGUAUGAACAAAGUAAAACGUACGUUCCUCUCUUUACUACACUUGGAAUAACGCUUGUCUUAGGUGCAAGUUUAUGGGGUUUAUUACCUUUUAUUAAGAGAAAAAAUGACACAAAUGAAAGCCAAAGUAAUUAUAAUGAUGUAGAAUAGUAUUUAGUUUUUUUUUCAUAUUUUUACUUAACAGUAAGUAGUGCUUAAUUAAAGUACUUAAAUAGUGAAUGCAAAAAAUAAUUGAAACAGCAUAAAUUAUAUUUUUAAAUAAGACGAAUUUUAUAAAAACGUACUUCAUUGAUAUGUAUACAUCACAAAUUUCAUAUCGAAUAAAUACACUCAAUAGGUAUUUUGUAAUUAAAAAUUAUAUUUUUUUUUAAAUGAACGCUCAAAAGGACUUUUCAAUAUUCAUGUAGUUAAUUUUUAUCAGAAAAUUACCGCGACAUUCAUAGAUGAAGGAUUUGAAAAAGUAUAUUUAUUUACAUAUAUUUUUAUUUGAAUAUUAAAAGAUUUAUUAAUGAAGAUUGACGAAGAUGUUUUCUAGUGUCUUAUACAAAUAGUGAAUUAUACGUAUUUUUAUAUAUACUAAAUUUAAUCAUUCAUAGAAUUUAUUUUUACAAUUAUUAGCGGUAAUAAAAAUAUUUAGAAUGUUUUAGUAAAAAAAAAUUAAGAUCAAGGCUGUUACUCAAUGUGUAAAACUAUUGAAAAACUAUAAAAAUGAAAGUAUGUAUUAUUUAUUCACAACAUUAACUUUUAAAAAACAAUUUUUUUGUGUUGAUGUCAGAGUACAAUAAAGUAAAUA